Messenger RNA from Linum trigynum, 3076 nucleotides. The record is from the annotation of a GenBank genome assembly. NCBI's taxonomy places the organism in Eukaryota, Viridiplantae, Streptophyta, Magnoliopsida, Malpighiales, Linaceae.
UGAGUUUUGUUUUCCUUCUUUCGUCGUCCACAGUCCAAAAUCCCUACUCCCAUUUCAGCAAACGACGGGAAAGAGCCGGCGGAGGGACGAGAAGAUUCAGAUCAGACGCAGGAGAGAUGUUUCGAAUCGCGAGAACGAAGACACUCGAAUCUCUGGCACAUCAAUUCGUCCAAAGAUGCGCAGUCAGCGGGACGGCGAAAGGUAAAGCGAAGCUGAAAGACGGGCCAAAGAAGAGGAUGAAGGUAUCUACCAAGAAGGGCGGGAAGGGAGCCGUCGAUCCGGAUCCUUCAGCCCGGCCGACGUCACGUCAGGACCAGGAGAAGUACAAGCUGUACGAGCAAUGCAUAAACGCGCCGACGCCGGUUCGGUAUCUGAAGCCCAAGGACAUGAAGCGGGAGGCCGAGCGUGAGAAGUUAGGGUUGGAGAGCAAAGAUCGGAAGCGAGAGAAGGAGAUUCUGAAGAAAGGCGGGAGGCAGGCCAUGGGAGUCCCCGACGAGCCUUUGAUGAUGGGGACACCCGGAUUCGACCUGAUUUCGCUUGGAUUGGUGGAUGCCGAUAAGAUCCCCAAGUACGAGCUAACCGUGGAGGACGGGAGGCGGCUGGCGAAGGAGUACAGCAGGGUUUUGAUGAGGAAGCACAGGGCGAGGCAGGCCGCGGAGACGAAUCUGUUGAGGAUGAAGAAGGAGGCGAUCGAAGCAUUGCCAGAGAAGUUGAAGCAGGCUGCUCUGGUACCAGACUUGACGCCGUUUCCUAAAGAGAGAUUCAUGGCGACAUUGACACCUCCGAUUGAGGGUUAUAUCGACAAGGUGAAGGAGGCUGCUAUGAGGAGUUCUGGUGCCCAGAAGAUUAGAUAGAGCGCUGUUUUCUUCCCAACUCCCAAGGUGUGGCAUGGUAUUUUUCACCAUUUCCUUUCCCCUUUUGUUGCCUGUAGUUUCCUGCGUUGAAUUCUUGGCUGCAUUUUGGUGAUUGAUAGAUUCAAAGAGAAUCGGCCUUGUAGUAGUAUACUGGCUAGUCAGAUAAUGGAUUGAUGUGGCUUUGUUGCUUUACUACUUGAGAGUUACAGAAACAUCACUUGUCAAUAACAUUCCAUGUCGACAUGCUUGAGCCAGGGUGCUUUGGCUAAGGAUCGAUAGUCUUUCACAGUUAGGUGAUUGAUAGAUUCAAAGGGAUUCGGCCUUGUAGUAUACUGGCUAUUCAGAUUAUGGAUUGAUGUGGCUUUGCUGCUUUACUACUUGAGAGUCACAGAAACAUCAAUUGUCUAUAAUAUUCCAUGUUGACAUGCUUGAGCGAGGGUACUUUGCCUUAGGAUCGGUAGUCUUUCGCUGUUCGUUAACAGGCGGCGAUCGAUGGUAAAGAACAGAAUUAUGAGACUGCAAUUGUGUUGAUCUGAAGGAGGUUAUUGAGCACUGGUUUUGCAUUCCUUGGUUCCAAGUCUUUGUUUUUUCUAGGAACCGCAGUUCGUGUAGUGCAACCAUUAUACUGUGGUGUAUUUUCAGAAGUGCACUUGGGAAAUACCUUUCUGUAAGCUUUUUCUAACUUCAGAGGAUGAAUGAGCCUCAUCACUGUGUUAUUGCUUACUUUCGUCAUCUGAUGAUCAACUCCUUCAACCUGGGUUCAACUGCAGUUCAACAAGAGUUACACAAGGAGGUGGGCGACUCUGUAUCGAUGCAAUGGCGACCGCACAAGCCUGGAGCACAUGGAUUUUGAAAUCUCGGAAACCUAUGCAAUAAUGGGUGUUGAAAUCGCAGAAACCUAAAAAUGGAGUCAUGGAUAUUUUGGGGAUUUUGUUUACAGGGCUUUGUAUGGUUUGUCUUUGUAUAUUGUUUCUUGACUAAAACUGUGCCGGAACUGACAAAGGCUGCCGGCACCUCUUUGUACUACACACCUACCGAGUCCGAAGAUGAAAUGCAGCUCUGGUGUUCGUUAUUGCUGUUUUAAGUGUUUAUGCCAGCCACGAUUAGAGAUGGCAAAAAAAAAAACCCCUAAUAUUUUCACACAGAAGAAACUCAAUAUUUGGUUAUUUCCCAAAUGCAAGGUCAAAUCAGAUUACUUUUGAGACAAAAUCAUAUCCAAUUUUUGGUUUGAGUUUAAAUUGGACUCACACUAUAUUCAAUUAUAAUGCAUUUUUGCUUUAUUUUUGUUAUGUAACAAAGAAAAAGAUGAAAAAUACUAACAUUAAAGUGUAAUUUGGUUAGAGACAAUUAAUGAAAUGGUUGUUAUUGUCUUUCACUUUGUACAAUCAUCUUGACAAGUAGCAUAUUUUGUACAAGCAAUGACGACCACCAAUAGAUCCUUAGUCUUCGUUGCCAUCUCCUUUCUGUCUCUCCUUAUUCCGACCACCUCUCUCUAUCCUUCGAUCUUCGAACAACGAUGGCUAAAUUCACCAUCUACGUCUCUGUGUGCUUUCUCUCGUUUGGUACCCAAAAAAAGUAAUUCUCGAAAAAGUAUGUACUAAGGUCUAAGAUGGUACUAUGAAGUCUAACUAUAGUGAUAUAAUGUUGGUAUGACAUUAGUAAGAUAUUUGAAGUUUUAUGUUAGAGAAAAAGAAUUGAUGUCAUCAUACCACUUUUAUAGUGAUAAUAUCAUAUGAUAGUAUUAUUUGUCUUGUCAUAGUAGUAAGAUGAUAUUAUUAAGGGAAAAAGCCCAAAAUAGAAAUGUUUUUUUCUUUUGAAAUCCAAAACACACAUGUUUUACAAAAAAUUUCCCAAAAUACACAUGUUUGUGCAUCACUGCGGUCAUCAACCGCAGUGAAUGCAUUCACCGCGAUUGACGGCCGCAGUGAAUGUCUGACGUAACACUGAAACUUCAAAUGAACGUAACUUUGUGGAGCGAUUUUUUUUAAUCCGCAUAACUUUUCAAGAUCUUUCAAUCUGUAACAAACCUUCAUGCAAAAAAAAUUUGUUUGCUACCCGAACGAGCAAUUUUUUGAUUUUUCCAAACUUCGGAAGGCCAUAACAUUUUGCUCCUCAAUCCGAACGUCAUAAUUUUUUUUAUUGCGCACAACUUUUUAAAAACUACAACUUUCUUACCAUAGUGGUAAGACAUGAUAUGACACUGAUAAAAUGAUAUUAAACAC